AGCAAAGUGUGAGAGAAGUGGAAGAGCGGGUUAGGUGUUAGAUUCCCGAUGGCGUCUGCUUCAAGCAGCAGAGUGGACGAGCAGCCGCCGGCACUGCCUGUCAAACAGCACAGGCAUUCCAGCGUGGAGUCUGACUGCAGCCCUGUGGUACCACAGCAUCAAAGUUCCGCAUACAACGAUGUCUUUCCUGAACCCACCGACUGCAAUGCAGCCCAGUGCCCCAUACACCAACGCUACGAUCCGUGCAGACACCUGGAGAGAUUUUACUCUGAUAUCAACCCACCGCCUGUCCCGAAGAAGAGGUUACAUCGUGCUUUAUCCCUCCCGCCCACCCAUGUGCCUUCGUUGCCUCACACGUCACCCUUUUCUCCUCUGCAAAGAUUCCCCCAGAACUUUGACAAUCCGCUGUACAUGAUGGCACCCAAACAAGAUCUUUUUUUCUCAGAGGAGCUAGAAGAGUUUAAACCAUCCACGAGCAGUCCUGUCUCCGUGGUGUCCUUCUCCCAGCUGUCGUUUGACACUCCGGACGAAGAUCUUCCCUACAUCUUCCACAGCUUUGUCGACCAGGGGGUUGUUUCUCAUGGGAUUCAGCAUCGCCAUCUACUCUUUCUUAGAAGCAUGGCACAGACUGUGGAGGCAAGGAAUCUGCUAGAGGGCUCUAGAAGGGAUGUGAGCUCAUUAGAGCCUCAGGAUUUCCUCUUGCAUGAGGGCAGCCAGCCAAAGCAGAUUGGAAACAUGACUUACUACAGCCUGCACAGCCCAAAGUUCCCACAGAGAGUGCUCGGUUUAAGGGUACACAAACACACCGAUGAGGUUUUCUCCGCUCAAAUCCAGCGGCAGCCGCCACACGUCAACGUGCGAGAUGUUAUUACUUAUUUCCCAUCCAGCAACAGCUACAGAACCAGUGAAACUCGAGAUCCCGCAGCAGGCUCUCCUAACCCAAGGUCAGACUGCACUCCUGCUAAUCUACCAGGUGGAAGCAGCACUGAGCGUGCAGCAGAAGCCACGAACCUCUGCAAGCUCACAGUUCAGUCUUUCCUCCAGAAAGGUCAGGCCGUGAGCGUGGAAAGAGACCUGCCACACGCCAGCCUGGACGGUUUUGUUAAAGACAGCAGCUCGCUGCAGAGCACAGACUCUGUGCGUUAUUAUAGACAGGUGUGUGCUCUGUUGCUGCAGAUAUUAAUGGGUACGCACCAUCUAUACAGUAAGAGAGGCACUGCAGCUGAGCUCAAACCCCAGGAGAUCCUUCUAGUGUGGCCCGAUGGGAAGAGGGAUGAGGCAGAAAACAACUUGAAUAAGGACGCCUCUGAGGAGAAGGAAGAAACGGAGUGGGUGAACACUCCAGAAAAAGGGAGGAUUCAGACGUUAUGGAGGACAAGAGGCUGCCCUCGUGUGGUGCUAAAGCCACAGACUUUCGCUCAACCCCUCACCUCCAUCAAAUCUCAAAUUACAGCUUUAAUCCAGGCCUGCUGGCAAGAGAGUGCGACAUCUCCGGGUUCAGUACCAGAUGUUUGCAAAUCCUCCUACCAAAAAGGGCUUCUUCAUCUGUCCUCUCUGCUUGAGAGCGACAGCGGGGCUCAGAUGGUGGACAUGGUAGCCAUGCUUCAGGUGCUCCUCUGGGGCCCACACGUCUCUAUCUUCAACCAAGGAGGCCCUGCAACCACCGUUAUACAUAACUGGCUGACAGUCAAGCGGGCGCUGCUGGUUAUGAAGUUGGCCGAAAAGGGGCUGAUCGAGGAUCGGUCUCUUCUGGACUGGGAGGACUGUAUGUGCUUGCAGUAUCUGUCCUUUACAGACUCUGAAACAGUUGCGAGUGUGGCCAAUGAGCUCUGGCACAGAGUGAAUGCUGAGCAAAGUUUAUAGUCGAUAUCAAAGGAGUCUGCCGUUAUCACCCGACUGAAAGUGAAAAACAGUCCAGAUUGAGGAAUAAUCCACUUCAGUGCAUUCUCCUUUAUCAGCUGUUCAUGUGCUGCACUUCAUAAUGUAAAACUAGUCUAUUAAAAAGACCCCACUGGUUUAAAAAAAA
Neolamprologus brichardi is the source of this 2026-nucleotide messenger RNA. It is a transcript of the gene peak3, whose product is annotated as PEAK family member 3. Gene Ontology annotation, biological process: protein phosphorylation. NCBI's taxonomy places the organism in Eukaryota, Metazoa, Chordata, Actinopteri, Cichliformes, Cichlidae. Gene Ontology annotation, molecular function: protein kinase activity. The record is from RefSeq and is a predicted model, not a curated record.